This is a messenger RNA of Pelobates cultripes (western spadefoot toad), 15301 nucleotides long. Lineage: Eukaryota; Metazoa; Chordata; Amphibia; Anura; Pelobatidae. The record is from the annotation of a GenBank genome assembly.
CCAAGGCCUGCCAUGCGCUUCCGGGUUGGUGGCUGUCCCUGCCUGCAGGCUGAAGGAGAGGGCCAGAUGACGGGGGGCUUGGUGGCAUUAUGUUUAGAAGUGUGCUCGGUACCGGGGUGCUGGUGAGGACGGUGCACUCGGUGCUGACCUGGGCUGUUACUCUGGUGCUAUUCCUGCACGAUACUGGUUAGUCAGGAGCCAGUCCAUUACUCUGGGGUGGGGAACACUGUCCUCAGCUACCAUAACCACUUUACAAGGAGGAGAGGGUGUCUGUCCCUUUUACAUACUCAUUAAUGGGGUGGGGAACAGUGCUAUAUCUGCCAGGAACACCUCCCUCAGCUACCAUAACCACUUUACAAGGAGGAGAGGGUGUCUGUCCCUCUUACAUACUCAUUAAUGGGGUGGGGAACAGUGCUAUAUCUGCCAGGGACACUGCCCUCAGCUACCAUAACCACUUUACAAGGAGUAGAGGGUGUCUGUACCUUUUCCAUACUCAUUAAUGGGGUAUGGGGAACAGUGCUAUAUCUGCCAGGAACACUGCCCUCAGCUACCAUAACCACUUUACAAGGAGGAGAGGGUGUCUGUCCCUUUUACAUACUCAUUAAUGGGGUAUGGGGAACAGUGCUAUAUCUGCCAGGGACAUUGCCCUCAGCUACCAUAACCACUUUACAAGGAGGAGAAAGUGUGUGUCCCUUUUACAUACUCAUUAAUGGGGUAUGGGGAACAUUGCUAUAUCUGCCAUGGACACAUCCCUCAGCUACCAUAACCACUUUACAAGGAGGAGAGGGUGUCUGUCCCUUUUACAUACUCAUUAAUGGGGUAUGGGGAACAGUGCUAUAUCUGCCAGGGACAUUGCCCUCUGCUACCAUAACCACUUUACAAGGAGGAGAGGGUGUCUGUCCCUUUUGCAUACUCAUUAAUGGGGUAUGGGGAACAGUGCUAUAUCUGCUAGGGACACUGCCCUCAGCUACCAUAACCACUUUACAAGGAGGAGAAAGUGUGUGUCCCUUUUACAUACUCAUUAAUGGGGUAUGGGGAACAGUGCUAUAUCUGCCAGGAACACUGCCCUCAGCUACCAUAACCACUUUACAAGGAGGAGAAAGUGUGUGUCCCUUUUACAUACUCAUUAAUGGAACACUGCCCUCAGCUACCAUAACCACUUUACAAGGAGGAGAGGGUGUCUGUCCCUUUUACAUACUCAUUAAUGGGGUAUGGGGAACAGUGCUAUAUCUGCCAGGGACAUUGCCCUCUGCUACCAUAACCACUUUACAAGGAGGAGAGGGUGUCUGUCCCUUUUGCAUACUCAUUAAUGGGGUAUGGGGAACAGUGCUAUAUCUGCCAGGGACACUGCCCUCAGCUACCAUAACCACUUUACAAGGAGGAGAGGGUGUCUGUCCCUCUUACAUACUCAUUAAUGGGGUAUGGGGAACAGUGCUAUAUCUGCUAGGGACACUGCCCUCAGCUACCAUAACCACUUUACAAGGAGGAGAGGGUGUCUGUACCUUUUACAUACCCAUUAGCGGGGUAUGGGGAACAGUGCUAUAUCUGCCAGGGACACUGCCCUCAGCUACCAUAACCACUUUACAAGGAGGAGAGGGUGUCUGUACCUUUUACAUACCCAUUAGCGGGGUAUGGGGAACAGUGCUAUAUCUGCCAGGGGCACUGCCCUCAGCUACCAUAACCACUUUACAAGGAGGAGAGGGUGUCUGUACCUUUUGUGGGUCAAUCUCUUUUUAUUGAAAUACGAACAGUGGUUAAUCUAGUACAAUGUCAAAGUACAACGUCAGGAAAUAACAUUUGUUUUACAUAUCAAGAUUGUGGCUUUCAAUGCGUAUGAAUGUAUUAGUUUCGGCUUAUCUAACAAAUAAAGGCGAUACAAUUCGAGGCUAUGUAGUAAAACUUAUAGGAAAUGUAUGUGAGUAGACCAUGAGUCUAUGCCGACCCCUUUCUCUGCGUAGCCGUGGGGCCUGAUCCUGGACUUCGCCCCAGAUUAAGCCUAGUUUAUCCGUCAUAUUCGUAUUGUUGUUAAGUCAGUCCCGUGCCCUUCUCGCUGCAGUCAGUCAUUAGGUGACUUUAAACUGUCUCGUGUGUUCCCGAGUCAAGUCCUGUCAUGUAUGUAGGCAGUGGUGGCUGGAAGGUUGUCUGCGGUCUUGGGGGUCAUCGGCAUUGCUAUGCCUCCCAGUAGCAGCCUGCUUGCACGUUCCCCUUAGUUUGCGGAAUCCGUGUGUUCGCAGGGGCUCUCGCGCUAGUUUGACUGUUCAGGUUUUAAAAUUACAUCAGGGUGUGUGGGUGCGGUCCGCCCCGGGCUUGUAUCUACACAUCGUUCGGGGGCGGGAGAGAUAAAGGGAGCGGAAGAAAGAGAGAGGAGCGGGAGUAGGAGAGGAGAGGAAGAGAGAAGGGGGGGGGGAGGAGGAUUAGGGUCAUGUCAGUGCCUGUGUUGCGGGGGACACGGCGUCCCUCUCCAUUCCUCCACUCCGGCCGAGCAUGCCCACGGUCCAAAGAGGCGCCCUUGCGGUCCAGGUAUCCCUUGCCUCCGCGUGUCCCGCUCUCCGGUGUGCUUAGGUUUCGCUGUUUAUGUCUGUCUCCCGGAGAUGAAUAGCAGCCAAGGUGUCCAGAUUUGCAUGUAUCGCUCUGUGGUUCCGCGGAGGGAGGCCGUCAGCUGUUCCAUGACAUGGAUUUCUUCAACCUGUUCCAUCCAUUCCUGGAGGCUGGGUAUCUGCGUGGUUCGCCACUUCCUCGGGAUUAGCAAUUUGGCUGCAUUCAGUAAAUGCUUAGUCAGCGACUUUUUGUAUUUCGAUAGGGGAAGCGAGGUGUGAUGGAGGAGCAUCUGAAGUGGGAGGAGCGGGGUAUCCGUGCCUGUGAUGUUUUUGAUCUGUGAAUGUAUUUGUUGCCAGUAUGGGGUUAUUCUUCUGCAGGACCACCAGAUAUGCAGGUCCGUGCCCACCUCUUCGUCACAGCGCCAGCAGGUUGCCGGGGCAUCCGGUAUCACCCUGUGUAUUCUCUCAGGAGUCCUGUACCAGUUGGUCAACAGCUUAAAGUUGAGUUCUUGUUGUUUGGUGCACAUCGAACUUUGGUGUGUCAAGAUAUGGAUUUUCGUCCACUGGGGGUCCGUCAAUGCGACUCCCGUGGCUUCCUCCCUGCGCGUAAUGUGUUUAAGGGGUGUAGGCUGCAGUGAGGACAGAAGCAUUGUAUAGAGGUACGAGAUUCCUCUGCACAGGUGUUUGCGUGUCGUGCAAAGUUGUUCGAAUCCUGUCAGGGGCCUGUGAAAAAGAUGCUUCCCGUAGUGGGACUGAUAGUAGGUUUUAGUCUGGAAGUAUCGGAAUCUAUCUAACCCCGAAGGUGUCCGUUCUGGCAUCAGAUCCUGUAGUUGCUUCAGCGAGUCCCCUGUGCACCAUUGGUGCAUGUACGUCCAAUCCGAGUCUCCGAAGGCCUUGAUAUCUUGUGGUGUAAGGCCACCCGCCAGGUCCGGGUUAUGCGUGAUUGGCGUCAGUGGUCCCGGAGUGGUGGUCAGCAUUAGGGUAGUUCUCACGGAGUACCAGGUUCGCAGCGUCGCUCCGAUGAGCGGGUGGUUACGGGAGCGCGCGUUCGUCAAGGUGCCCCCAAGCCACACCACGGCCGGGAUCGACCCAUCCAUUUGGCUCUGUUCCAUGUGUAUCCAUUGUUUGCUAGUGUUGGGCACGUGCCAGCCCACGACUCUAUGGAGAUGUGUCGCUCUAUAGUAAUCCAGGACUGAUGGAAGACCCACUCCACCCUGUGCCUUGGGUAGGCGGAGGUGUAGCUUCCUCAGUCUGGGUGCCUUAGAUUGCCAUAUGAAUUUGGUGAUGGCUGUGUCCAUCGUUCGGAAGAAGGCCCUCGGAAUAUUGAUUGGUAUGGUCUGGAACAGGUACAGGAGUCGGGGUAGGAGGUUCAUUUUAAUAGCAUUCAUUCUCCCGAACCACGAGAUGCAUAGACCUGCCCACCGAGUCAGGUCUGACCCCAGCUUGUGUACCUUCGGUGCGAAGUUGUGUGUGUGUAUAGCUGGGUCAGGUCAGCCGUCAGCCAGAUUCCCAGGUAUUUGAGCCUGAUGUGGCACCACGUGAAGGCGAAUUGGGUCUUAAGGUGGGUAGUCAUCACUUCUCCUGUCGAGAUGGGGAGCGCCUCCAAUUUAUCCUUGUUUAGUUUCAGGUUGGAUACCUGCCCGUAUUCAGCAAAGGCCCUCAGGAGGUUCGGGAGGGAAACUAUCGGCUCGCUAACGAAGAACAACAUGUCAUCCGCAUACGCGGCUACCUUAUGUUCCUGUCCCAGUAGGGUAAAUCCUCCUAUGCCCCCGUCCUGUCUGACCGCCCCCAGGAAAGGUUCCAGGGAGAGGGCAAACAGAAGGGGGGACAGCGGGCACCCCUGUCUCGUCCCGUUGCGUAUAUGGACCGGCUUUGAGAGAGCUCCGUUGAUCCGUAUCCUUGCCGACCAGAUCGUGUACAGGGAGGAGAUCCACGCCAUUAAAUGCGGACCGAAGCCCAUGGCUCUGAGUGUAGCCAGCAUGAAGCGCCAAUCCACCCGGUCAAAGGCCUUCUCCGCAUCGGUGGAAAGGAGAAGGACCUUCUGUGCAGAGCGUCUGGCCGCAUGCAUGACGUUCAGGGCCCGUAUGGUGGUAUCUCUUGCUUCCCGGCCAGGGAUGAACCCUACCUGGUCGGGAUGGACUAAGUCCGGCAGAACUCUUCCUAUCCGUGUCGCUAGGACUUUCGUGAAGAGUUUCAGGUCCGCAUUCAGGAGUCAAAUUGGUCGGUAGCUUGUACAGUUGGUUGGAUCCUUGCCUUCCUUAGGGAUGACUGCUAUCGUUGCCGAUAGGGCGUCUCUCGGGAGUGUCCCCCCGUCUAGUAGGGAGUUGAGUCCUGUGAGUAAUUUAGGCAGGAGCACAUCACCAAAAUUUUUGAUGUAUCGGACCGGUAACCCAUCCGGGCCCGGGGCCUUAUUGGGCUUGGAUCCCUUCAGCGCAGCCUGAAGUUCUUCUAGUGUAAUUGGGGCUUCCAGUUCUUCAGCCACAGCUUGGCUUAGGGUUCUCGUGACAUGUUGUUGCAAGUAGUCCCCAAUUCAUAUGUCCCUGUGGGGGCAGUCAUCUGUGCUGCCAUCUGGGGAUAGGUUAUAUAGGUCGCUGUAGAAACCGUGAAAUGCAUCGGCUAUCUUGUCAGGGAGUUGCGUGGCUACUUGUGCCCUGUCUUUAAUUUUUGUGAUGUGGCACAGUCGGCGUUGUCUUUGGAGCGUAUGGGCCAGAAGGCGGCCACAUUUGCCCGAGUAUUUAUAAAAAAAUCUAUGUGAUUUACGUAUAGUGUACUGUAGUUUGCGGUGCAGGAUGUCUCUCAGUGCUUGUCUGGCUUCCAGUAGAGCCUUGUAGUUGUUGUCCGAUUGGGUGGACUUGUGAGUGUUUUCCAGCGCCGAGAUCUGCGCAGUCAGUUCAGUCACACGUUGUCGCUGUACCUUCUGCCGAUGGGUACAAAUCUUAAUCAGCUGCCCUCGGAUAACGCAUUUGUGUGUCUCCCAUAUCGUCAGGGCUGGUAUCUCCGGGGAUUCAUUCUCCUCAAAGAAUGUGGUUAGCGUAGAUCGGAGUUCCAUUGUUACUGGUGCGUCGUUGAGUAUCGACUCAUUCAUCUGCCAUUGCCUUUCUCUUGGGCGAUAUAGGGGGGAUCUAAGUGUUACUGAAACCGGUGAGUGGUCAGACCAUCCCAUGGGCCGUAUCUCUGCUGAGAGUAACAUAGGUAGGAAUUCUUGGGCCACAAAUAUAUAAUCUAGCCUGCUAUAAGACUUAUGUAACGUGGAGUAGUAAGUGAAGUCUUUAUCCUCGGGGUGAAGCACCCUCCAGCCAUCCAUGAGGCCGGAGCCUCGGAGCGCCUCUCGUAUGACUCGUAGGCCCCGAGACGGGAAGGAGCUAGUCCCCCUAGAGGUGUCAGUCCUCGGUUCUAGGGCAACAUUCAGGUCGCCUGCCGCCACUAGCAAGCCCUCCCGGAAUGCCUCAAGUUUAUUCAGCGUCGUUCUAAUGAAUUUAGAUUGCCGGAUGUUGGGCGCAUAGAUGCUAGCGAAAGUGUAAGAGCAGCCGGCUAUAGUGCCUUUUACAAACAGAUAGCGUCCCAUAGUGUCCGCCAUAGUAGCCGCGCACUCAAACGGUAUCGUGCUUGCGAACAGGAUUGCCACUCCCGCCUUUUUGGCCGUCUGGUGAUUUGCAAAGAACCCCAGCGGGUAUCGUGCGUCUUUCAGCUGUGGGCUAGCGUCGCCUCGAAAGUGGGUCUCCUGCAGGAGUGCAACGGAUACCCGCUCGGCCCAUAGGGAGCGCAACAGAUGGGAUCUUCUCUCUGGUACAUUCAGUCCUCGGACAUUACUUGACCAGACAUGGAGGGGCGCAGGCGUGAACCCCGUCCCCAUGGCUCGUGAGACAAGAGGUGGGAAAGAGGGGAGAGAGGGGGAAAAGGGCAGGGGUAGGAAGAGAAGAAUGUGUCAAGCCCGGUGCGGGCUCGCAGCGACUCGGCACCUGUGGUGGUGGUGACUUGUGGGUCCACGGAGAGUGGGUGUCCAACACCCCCCCACCAGUUUUAGGAGGGUGCCCGUCUAGAGGACGCAGGUCCCUUGGAGCACUAGCGCAGGACUCAGCCUUCACCUGCGAUUUGUGUUGGGGAGUAUUCCCCCGGUGUGUUUACAGUGAUUUAGUAGAGGUGAGUUAACUAUGGUAGGAAGUAUGGAUCCCUGUCUACAGGGAUGUGUUAGUUAAUAGACUUGUAGUGUAUCAAAACCGUGUCCCCUCUUCCCCCUGGCCGAGGCAUACAGGAGAUGCAGGAGGCAUAAGGUCACCGGUGGAUCUCAUAUGGUCAAUUUGGCUAACAUCAGCCGUACGCCUGUCAGUGUGUGGGGGGCUCCGGCCCCGGUCAUCUAGUCCCAGGUCUCCGGGGAUGCAGCUGCGCGUCAGGGCGUGGGUGAGGGGAGCUCGUCGUGUCCCUUGUCAUGUCCCAGUUGGGUCAAGUCAUCUGUUUCUACUUCAUCCCCACGCACAGGAGCGGGAAUGGGUAGUCCUGAGAGUCCGUCAGGUCUGCUGUAGUGCCUACGGGGGAGAGGCCCUGGGAUAACGCUGUCAGGCACCCGCAUGGGGUGGUGGUUUAGGGUCCUGCUUAGUCUCCCUCCCCAGUCCCAUCUGAGAGUCUGUUUGUUAACCUGUGCCUAUAGAACGUAGCCCUGUCCCUCCCCUGCCGUUAGAGUGAGGGAAGGUCUCCAUGCGUGUGAUCUCAGGCCCUGUGGGAGGGGUAUAAACCUAGCUUCGGCUCUUUAAAAAAAAAAAAAAAACCCCACACCAACAAUAGCAGACAUCGUUCUCAGACCAAGUUCACCCCCUCCUCCAGCUUCACAUUUCCUCGGUCCACCCCUAGUUGUGAGGGUGCGAGAUUCGCAGAUCCAGUUUGGGCGGAGAAGUCAGUAGAAAUGUCCAGUGUCUCGGGGACUGAUGGAAUGCUUCCUCCCUACGAGUUGGGGGCUCUAUGUAAUCCCGUAUAACUUGCUCUUACGCCACCUUGUAGGGUUUCCGGGUGUGGGGGGACUCCGUGGCGGGCCACACUUCUUUACCCCUGCCCGUCAAAGUGGGCUUCCCUCCAUGCGCCCCCCGCCCAAGUGCCCGUGCGUGACCCCCGGGUCUCUCCGGCUUAUAUGUGCCCCAGUAUGGCAGUCGGCUGCGGCCCAUGCCAUGGGUCAAGGCUCCCCCAGAGGAUUCCACAAAUUUUUUGAGGGUGAGCCCUUUUCCCCCCCCCCCUGCAGGCCCUGCAUCACGGCCAAAGUUAGGGUUGGUCCCUCUCCCCCCUCCCCAUGUGUCCUGGUUAUAUCCCCUCCAUCUCCGUGGGGCCUCGUGUGUGUGUGUGUGUGGGCUCCCAAGUCCCCUGGGGUGCGUUUAGAACUCACCGGGCCCCCACUGACCGUGUCUGUACCUUUUACAUACUCAUUAAUGGGAUAUGGGGAACAGUGCUAUAUCUGCCAGGGACACCUCCCUCAGCUACCAUAACCACUUUACAAGGAGGAGAGGGUGUCUGUACCUUUUACAUAAUCAUAUGUGGGGUAUGGGGAACAGUGCUAUAUCUGCCAGGGACACUGCCCUCAGCUACCAUAACCACUUUACAAGGAGGAGAGGGUGUCUGUCCCUUUUACAUACUCAUUAAUGGGGUAUGGGGAACAGUGCUAUAUCUGCCAGGGACACCUCCCUCAGCUACCAUAACCACUUUACAAGGAGGAGAGGGUGUCUGUACCUUUUACAUACUCAUUAAUGGAGUAUGGGGAACAGUGCUAUAUCUGCCAGGGACACUUUUUGGGAACCCAAAGGGAGAAUCUAUAUCCAGCAACUUGUGGGCAUCCAGUUAUUGGUGCCAAUUCCUGAUCUCAACUAUAUUUAUUCCAAAGGCUUUUUUAGUGUGAGCCCAUUCUAGUUGGCUCAAUAAAAUGUGAGUGAGACCGAUUUGUAUUUACACCAACUUUUAUUGUACAUACAGAGUUCACUAUUGCCUACCAUUUUUUUUUAUCUUUUUAGGUAUCUACUUAUUGAUGGUAAUCUUGUCUUGUAUUUUUUAUAUAUACACUUAGUGUGCUCUCACCAGUUUUUAUAUACAAUUUUUGACAGUUGCAGGAGAGGAGUCAUGGGGGAUAAAAACCUGCUAACAGUUUAAUUGAUAUGCUUUCUUGAAGAAGUGAGUUUUCAAUUAUUUAUGUAGGGACUUGUAAGCAAGCACCAGAAUUUACAAUUGAGCCCUAUAUCUAACUGGAAGUCAAUGCAGGGACUGACAGAGCGGGGAGGCGUGGGAGGUGCGAGCGGACAGGAAAAUGAGCCUUGCUGCCACAUUCAUUAUAGAUUGCAGUGGUGCAAUCUGGGAACACGUAAGAUCACCGAGAAGGGUAUUGCAGUAGUCAAGGCGAGAGAGAACAAGAGCAUGGACCAGCACCUUAGCCGCAUCUGGGGUUAAAUAGGGGCGAAUGCAUGCUAUGUUUUUGAGAUGGAAGCGACCGGAUUUGGCGAUUGAUUGGACAUGAGGGGUGAAGAAGAGGUUAGAGUCAAAAAGAACACUUGGGCAGCGAGCCUUCGAGGUAGAGGUGAUGGUAGCGCCGUUGACUUGGAGGGAGACAGACACGGGAGUAGUAACACUUGAGGGAGGAAAGACCAGAAGUUCUGUUUUGGACAGGUUGAGUUUAAGGAAGUGAGCAGCCAUCUACACUGUAGAUAUAUGAUCUAUAUCAAAACUGUUUCUUUUUUACAUUUUACCCACUAAAUGGGUGACUUCACGUCACAUGACAUUUUUGAACUAUUUGAAUAUUAUAGGAGCACUCUCAGGUGCCUUAGGGCUUAACACAGCAUCUUCCAUUUGUCACUUUACAAAAGUGUUUAAGAGAAAUUGCGCUUUUAUGAGGUGACAAGAUUGCACAGCUGUCAUUUAUUAAGUGUUCUUGCAUAGCAAGACCACUUAAUGUUAUCUCACAUAUAUAUUAUUAUUAUUCUUAUUAUAGCAAAAUUUGCCACCCUAACUCCUCCCACAGUUUUUACACUACAUAGACAAAAAUUUACCAAAACGUGCAGAUUGUUCCCCAUCGGAUUGCUAUUACUUUGUGGAACGUUUCGCCGAAUGGUUCACGGAAUAUCGUCGUUCUUGUGGCGCAAUUUGUCCCAUAGGAAUGAAUGGCAAAGCUAGAGUGGGAGCUGGCAAAAGCUGAAAAAUCAGGACAUGAUUUCUAAACUGCCACCACUCCCUUAUUUUCAGGCCCAGCUACACAAAUCUUAUAUCAAAACGUUCAGCUAUCCCUGCUGCCACUAAAUAUGUCAACGGCUAAGCCAUAGUCCUGAUACUUUUCACAAUAUAAGCAUUUGUUUGCAACUAACGCCGUCCAUUGACAUUCAUUUGAAACUUCACUCUGCAAAGCUCAAAUUUGAAGUGUAAUUUCUAAACUGCGACUGUGCCUUCAAUUUUAAUACUUCAGAGACAUACUAUGCAUCAAAAUGUAGGUCUGGGUCUUGUGAUUCUCACAAUAUAAAGCUCUUCACUGUAGGAGUUAUAGUUUUUAAGAUACGACCGUUUGAAGAUGGCAACCGCUAAAAUACUCUGACCUGUGUCAAGCUGCAGCAGCAAGUGAUGUCAUAGACAGGGCCUUUUGAACACCUGCUAAUGUUUUUAUAAAUGUAUGGUUUAAUGUAACUGUGCAACAACGUUGCAAUUAAAUGUGCUAUGUAAAUGAUAACAGUUACUCCGCCCACUCCAGUUGUAGACUACUGGUGGAGGCAAGAACACUUCACACAAUUUCCCCAGAAAUUGUAGCUUUUCUAGUAUUAUAUAUUUUGUAUAAUGCUGGGGUUUUAAUUUAAGAGUUUAUUCCAUCCGUGUGCACAGGAGAUCCAUUGCAGCUGUAGCUCAUGCCAUCUAUGUUAACUUUGACUCUAGUUCCUCUCAUGUGUGUAUAUAUAUGAGUUAUAGCAGCACAAUACAUUUGAUGAAUGUUUUCUUAUUUAUUUUUUAUUUGUAUUUAAGAUCUUUGGCGUCAAGAUGAUACAGAGAAGAUGUUUCGGCCUUUGUGCUUUGUUUUCCUGGUCCUGUUUUCGGUAGUCUUGUACUUCGUGGUAUCUUUGAUGGAUCCUGGCUAUGUGCUGUCUGACUGUGAUGAGAAGGUAAGUCUGUGUUCUUUGCACAAAUGAAGAAGAAUAUAAUGCAGCACAGACAAAUGAUAUAAUCUUCAUGCUUCAUUUUUUUUGUUUCACUAGUUUCACCUUCUAGUCACGAACAAAGAGUCAGAUGGAAUGAUCGUGGAGAAUCCUAAUCUCGUGUCUUUAAGGCGCUGUGGAUAUUGCCUGUUGAAGGUUGGUGCUUAUGUGCUUUGCUUGGACAAUUGGCGAAAACAAAGUACUAAAAACUUCCCAAGAACACAACACAGUAAUACCAUACAGCCUGCUAGGGAAAGACUUCUGUAAAUGGCCGCUGUGUGUCUUCUGUUCUGUGCAAUUGCAAGCUUCCUUUCAUGAAAUCUAUGCUUUAUAAAAAAAAAAUAAUAAUAAUUACGUAGAGUGAUACACAGAAAAAUAUAGCAGUAACUGCACAUUGAGUAAGGCACAAUUGUCAAAUAUUGUCACUUUUGCCACGAUUUAUACCUCAAUUUUAUAUUUUAGUGCAACAUAGGUAUUCAAACGAUUAGAACCAGGAGCCAAAGUAUUACAGGAAAAUAUGGAUCUAUUUGGAUAAAAUAAUGGCUGUAGCCACGGGUACGAUAGCGCUUCUUUAAUAUACUGUGUAGGCGCAUCUGUGAUGGAUACUCCUGACCAAGGGGGCAGCGUUGGGUGAGACAAUACCACCAAAAUUGUGUUCAGAGCAUAACUGAAUGUAGCACCACAGUGCGUGGAAUUUAACCCGUAUCAGACGAGGAAACAUACAAGUAGUAAAACAGAACUUAAGAAAAUAAACAAGCAGUACCCAUCUUGUAGUAAAAUCAUUUUUCACUUUAGCAUAUCAUCAUACAAUCUGCAGUAUCUAAUAGAUAUGAAGGUAGGUCUGACUUACUGAUUUAUCUUGACAGUUUGCAUUUUGUUCUACAGCAGCCAAUGAGGGCACGUCACUGUAAAUCCUGCCAACACUGUGUCCGGCGAUUUGACCACCACUGCCCUUGGAUUGAAAACUGUGUUGGAGAGAAAAACCAUCCUCUCUUCAUUCUGUAUCUGUGUGUCCAACUUUUGGUUCUGCUCUGGGCCUUUCAUUUAGGAUGGUAAGAGAUGUUAUAUGUACUUUUAUAAUAGAAUUUUAGAUACAGCGUCAUCAUGUUAAACUAUCAGGUUAGUAUAUGUAAGAGCAAACACACACAAAAAAAUAACAGAAGACCAUAAUCUGGGAAUGUGCUUCCUUUAAGGGUUGCAUCUGUUGCAUUCAAUUAAAAGAUGAUUGGGUAUAAUAAGUGAAAAGUGAGUUUGUGAGCAUCAUUCAAGGCAUACUGUCUGGUGUAGCACUGGUGCCUCUGAGAGCUGGGUUGGGCAACCCGUUUUAGCGUUGCCCAUGUGUAGAGUGCAAUGGAAACACCGUUUGUAUGGGCUAAAUUACAUUGUUCCCAGAAACUGGGCAACAACUUCAAACCCUUCUCUGUGGUACAGGAUUUCCAAAAUUGGUUUGUGACUAAUCUGGAACUUUUGGGAGAUAUGCACAUAGCACCACAUAUGGUACAUCACUUAAGGUUCAAAAGGGCAUCCCACAAACCUAUGGGAUCCCCCACAGAUAUUCGUGUGCAGGCACAGAGAGAUACCGUAACUAUCGGUUGUGUGUUACAUAAAAAGAUGCCACUUACCACCCGCACUGAUUUGCAAUUGCUGGUAAUAUGCAAGGUAACUGGAAUAUUCAGCUUUUGCCAUUUCUGUAGGCACAGUGAUUAUGUGGUUGUCCUUACUUUUUCUUAUGUAUAUUUUUGGGGAGGCGAGGGUUGACAUUUCGGUAAAAUCCACACUCUGUGUAUCUUAUGGUAAACAUUGGAUUGGCUGAGAUCAUCAGGUUUGAUCUCCACCAAGGGGGCGGAGCAUGGCACUGUAAAAACCUAAACUACUGUUUUACAACUGUAGUGUCAGGAAUACAUGUUUGUAUUCCUGACGCUAUAGUGUUCCUUUAAGUUUUGCCAUUCUGUAUUCAAUUCACUUAUUUAGUGUAUAAACUCCUGUGGUAUGAUGCAUUCGCACAUUAGCAUAGGAUGAAGAAGGAUGUGUUGUUGAAUAAGCUGUUUGGAAACAAGGUUUGCUGAUGUAUCUCUGUGUGGGCCUUAAACAAAAAAUGCAGCGGGACAUGAGCAUGAAUAUGGUCCCACUCGUACUCUGGGACAACUAUUACAAGUGCAUGCCGCCAUAUUGCUGGACAUAGUCUCACAGUAAUUGGCAAGAUAUGAACUAUAUGGCACAUUUAGGUAUUUAGGGUUAUCCAUCCUGAAUAUCCAUCCCCAGCUUCCAAUGGGGUGGGGGAGGAGGAGUUCAUAAGCCAUCUCUAUGACCGUCACUGGAGACAAGAAAGUGGCUGAAUCUCCCUCCAAGUGUUUCCAGAUAGGUUGCAUAAAGUAAAAAGAACAGUACUAACAAACAGUUAGCAUCUCUAAAGUCAGCUUAAAGGACCACUAUAGUCACCCAGACCACUUCAGCUCAAUGAAGUGGUCUGGGUGCCAGGUCCCAGAUUUUAACCUUGCAGCUGGAAACAGCAGUUUUAGAGAAACUGCUAUGUUUAUAUUGCAGAGUUAAUGCAGCCUCUAGUGGCUGUCUCCCUGACAGCCACUAGAGACUGCUUCCGCGAUUCUCAGUGUGAAAAUCGCAUUAAACUCACGCAGCGUGAGUUCAGAUCCCCAUAGGAAAGCAUUGAGUAAUGCUUUCCUAUGGGCGGUUUGAAAGCGCCCGCGGCUCUGGCCGCGCAUGCACAUUCGGCUCCACUCGGGAGCUGACGGCAGGGAGAGUAGAGGUCACCAGCGCCAGAUUAAGGUAAGUGGCUGAAGGGGUCUUAACCCCUUCAGCCCAGCAGGGGGGGUGACCUAAUAACCCUGUAGUGCCAGGAAAAUGGGUUUGUUUUCCUGGCACUAUAGUGGUCCUUUAAAUGCAGGAAUAAAGAGAUGUCGAUCCAUCACAAGAAGCAGUUAAAGGCUUUUUAGGCUGAUGGCAGCAUAACUCUGCAAAUACACGUCUCCUCCAAAUAGCUUUUAGGCCCUGCCCCUCCUGGAAGCUUUAAUAAAGAAAGAAAAAAAUCUUAAAGUAGUUAGAGCUAUGUUAUAAAAAUGUUUCCCAUAUACACUUUUACAUGCUACAUCUCUAAUAUUUCUGCAGUUCUAACAAGUUGCAUAGAGAUGCUUGAAAAUCCUUAUUGUUUACACAGGUCUGGAUUUCUCUCUGAAGCUACAUGGAAAGAAUGGUUAAAAGUAAAUGUUUUCUUGCUCGCCGCUUUCGUUUUGACCUGCAUUUUUACCCUGGUAGUGUCCCUGCUACUUGUAUCCCACCUCUAUCUCAUUUCGUGCAACACUACUACCUGGGAGUUUAUGUCUCACCACCGCAUUGCCUACCUGAAACACUGCGAUUCGGAUACAAACCCUUUCGACAAGGGCAUUAUCCGUAACCUCUGGAGUUUUUUUUGCACAUUUGGGACUGUGGCUUGGGAACGCAUGUAUUACCGGGAAUCGUAUGCCACUGUAUGACAUUUAAAACCCUACUGGAUUCCGGUGUUUCAGAAAAAAAGAGACUUUUUAAUUUAUUUUUUUAUAAAUAUAGGAAAGUUCUUCCCACUAUUCAACUCUCACAGAUACUAUGAUUUUUAUGAAUAUUUAAUCACGUAAAUUUUUGUGUCACUGAUAUUGACUCAUGGCCUAUUUAUAGGGACAUUCCAGGCUGCAAACAUCCUCAGUAUCCCAGCUAUACCAAACAAGAAAAUCCACACUGAUCACCGGCUAACGGCACUCUAUUCCCACUUUUUAAAUCCUCAGACUCGCAUUUGGAUUUGCAGGAGAUAAUAUACCCAUUUUAAUGCAUUAUAUAAAUACAUUGAAAUAAUUUAAUAAUGCAUUAAAAACAAAAUACAGCCAUUUAGCUUUCUUGUAUUUAACUGAACGUUCUUCAGGUGUUUAUCUUCUAUUUUGAGCCUUCAAGAUGUGGCUCAAUCCCAUCUUUUAGUUCCUGUGGGGUUUCUAUUGGAAUCCUGAUAAUCUAUAAUCCAUUCAACAGUGGAGAUUCCAAGUGUGGUGUUUGUUCAGUUUCCCACUGAGCUGCAGUCUGCAAUUAGAUUAAUUCAUAAACAUGUGAAUUGUUAUUUGGGAAGGGUAAGAGAAAAGUUUGCAUGGAUUUUGUAAAUGAAGCCAACUAGACUGAUACAUUUUCAGACAGAUGUUAACUUUGGAGCUAGUAUUCGCACAGAUUCUGCUGUGGGCCUCUCAGAAAGUAGAACUGUAUAUGAUGGCAUAUACAAAACUGGAAUCUCCUUUUAAUUCUAGCCUUUUGUCACGUGACACAAGGAGACGGCACCGAUAGGUUGAAAUACAUUGUUGCUAUUAAACAAAACCUACGCGUACUCCAAAAUCAAAACAAGUUUACCGUUCAGUAACUGGUAGAGAAUGAGAAAAAAGAGAAACAUGAAACAUGAUUUUUUAAACAUGUUUUUACUGUUAAUGAUAACCGUAUAAAGUUUUGAGACAUUUCUAUGGUUUUCUGAUACUUGCACUAUUUUGAGGAAAAAAUAUAUAAUUUUUUAAAAUCUUUUAUACAAUGUUAAAUGUAGUGUGUUUUUUUUGGAUUCCCAUUAAUAUGUACAUGUAUAUUUAUACAAUAAACUGUUGUUGGCUG